AGGAGGAGGAGUAGGAAGAACAAAGAAAAAACAAGUUAUCCAUCGCACUCAAAAGCCGUUUAUAGUAUCAUUUUGGCUUCACAUCACAACUGGGUGCACUGGUUCUUUGUUCUUUCCUCUUCGCUUCAUUUCUGUUUCGUUUGGGGUUUGUGAGGGCGGAUCAGAUCGAUGGGAAGGAACUCGACGAUGGAAAAAAAAAUGCAGAUUAGAAGCCCAGGCAGUUGGGAGAUUUAAUGAAAAAGUUUAUCAGAUUUACUAUUAAAAAUUGAAAUGUCGAGUGUAUGUGUCAUGCCAAACAGAAAAUAUUUUUAUCGGUAUAAUAAGUCCGUGUUACGGGUAUAUAAAACAAUAUACAUUCUAUUUUUUUCCUUUCAUUUUAAAAAUUCAUUUCAUUUCCAUUCUAGCCAAGCAAGCGAUCCAUUUGUUUGCUUUCGUUUCUCUCCUUUCUUUUUCCAUUCCCCUUCUCUCUCAUUCGUUUUCAUUUCGUGUCCUUUUCCAUCCUUCAAGCGAUGCGACUUCGUUGCUAGACGAGGCUUGCCAUCUCCAUUCAAUUGCUGCUGCGUAGAAGAGGCAUACUUCAACAUUUUCGUCUUUUCUUCACCAACUUGUUAUAGAGUUCAGAGAGGCAUGGAGAAGAGGGAAGACUUGAACUCCAUACUGCCGUUUCUUCCUCUGACCCUUCGUUGCUCUUCCCUCUGCUGGCCUCCCCUUGCUCUCGAAGCCCUCAAGGUUCUGUCCAGGGGUCCUGCCCAGAGCAAAGUGGACUCCGGGGAUGUACUAUUCGAUGCCAUCGUCGACCUACGGCACCAUCUUGGCUUGUCCGGCGAGAGCCUCUCUUGGGCGGCGGGAAAGGGCUACACUCGUUUUUUUAGCGUGUUGAUCUCUCCUGGUGAAUCAAAACGAUGGUUUGAAGAGUUCAUUCCUUCAUUGGCGUGCAUGUUGUUACGUCUGCCAUCUUUAUUGGAGGCUCAUUACGAAGAGGAAGACGAUAGUGAUUCUUUACUUAGGACUCGCUUGCGCUUACUGGAUUCCCAAGAAGCAGGAGCUAUAUUUCUCAGCCAGGAACUAAUUGGAGCCUUGCUUUCAUGCUCAUUCUUCUGUUUGUUUCCAUGCGGAAUUCGGGAUGUUUCAUGCCUUCCAAUUAUCAACUUUGACUAUUUAUUUGCGGGAAUUGGUCAUGGCAGCAGUCAAAGCCAGGAGAACAAGAUAAAGUGCCUAGUUCACUAUUUUGAGCGGAUAUGCACAACCAGGCCACUAGGAUUUGUUUCUUUUGAGCGAAAGAUUCUUUCUCUAAAUAACAAUCCUCUUUCUGUGUCUUAUCCUGGAGCUACUUCUUGGGUUAAAUCUACCAUUUCUCUUUGUCCCAUUGAGGUUCUGCAAACAGGUAAAAUAGAAGAUCAGCAGCAUGAAGCUUUAGAAGUAGAUUUUGCCAAUAAAUUUAUUGGUGGUGGUGCUCUUACUCGAGGCUGUGUGCAGGAAGAGAUACGUUUCAUGAUAAAUCCUGAACUAAUUGUUGGGAUGCUUUUCUUGCCUUCGAUGGCUGACAAUGAGGCUGUAGAAAUUGUUGGUGCUGAGAGAUUCUCAAGUUAUACAGGCUAUGCUUCAAGUUUCCUCUUUUCUGGAGAUUAUCUUGACCAGAAAGCAAAAGAUGCACACGGCAGACGAAGAACACAAAUUGUUGCAAUUGAUGCUUUAUCUAGGCCGGGGGCUAAACAAUACAACAUCAAAUACCUGCUCAGAGAAACAAAUAAGGCAUUCUGUGGAUUCAUGGAUCAGUCAAAAUGUCAAGAAUAUCAUGGUUAUUUCAAUGAGGGUUCUGACAAGUCUGAUGUGGGCGGAAAUGGUGUUGCAUUUGAUGUCAAACAUGCCCCUUUUGAUGAAGAUGAUAGUUCGUCUGCGAGGUUGGACCUGACCUUCUCAGAUACCACUCCACUUUCUACUCUCUGUAUUGAGACAAAUUCCAAGGUCUUGGCUUGUUCUGUUUCUACAAAAGCUUUUAGCGAGAAGGAGCAGGAUAAAAUAUCUCACGGUGGAGAGUCUGAAAGUAGCCAAGUAUCACAUGGUAAGGAAAGUAUUGGUAUAGCCACUGGAAAUUGGGGAUGUGGAGCUUUUGGUGGAGACCCUGAACUGAAGUGUAUGAUUCAGUGGCUUGCAGCCUCUCAGGCACGGAGGCCAUUUGUCUUAUACUACACAUUUGCGGAGCCAACUUUGCAAAGAUUGGAACAGGUUACUGAGUGGAUUUUGUCCCAUAAUUGGACAGUGGGUGAUCUCUGGACUAUGCUGGUUGAGUAUUCAAGCCAGAGGCUGAAUGGCAUCCAUGCUGGUUUUCUAGACUGGGUUCUUCCACCUGAUGAUUCAAUGGUGUAGUCUUUGUUUCUUAACUUGAUACACUUGUUGACCUAGUCUUGCUUGUACCAUGAACACAGUGUGUCGCAUGUCAUCAAAAAAUUGUAUAGUGACGUUUGCCGGAUGAAGUACUGAUGAGCUCUGUAUCUGCAAGGUUGUAUAAUUGUGGAGACGUACUGUGGCAGCCUACAUGGACCAUCUUGUACAAUUUAGUACAUAUACGAGCAUUAGACUGUAAAGUAAAAGAUGAUACUCAUGAAAUCAGUGUGUUAAAAGUUUGGAUUAAUAUUUAGUAUCAUUAAUAAUUUUAAAGUCAUUUAGUUGUAAAUGUUUAUAA
Nymphaea colorata (pocket water lily) is the source of this 2683-nucleotide messenger RNA. Its product is annotated as poly(ADP-ribose) glycohydrolase 1-like. Gene Ontology annotation, cellular component: nucleus; cytoplasm. The record is from RefSeq and is a predicted model, not a curated record. The coding region runs from base 271 to 2367 and encodes 698 amino acids. Gene Ontology annotation, biological process: regulation of DNA repair; ATP generation from poly-ADP-D-ribose; carbohydrate metabolic process. The transcript is spliced from 11 exons. Gene Ontology annotation, molecular function: poly(ADP-ribose) glycohydrolase activity. NCBI's taxonomy places the organism in Eukaryota, Viridiplantae, Streptophyta, Magnoliopsida, Nymphaeales, Nymphaeaceae.